CGAAAAUAAUAAUAAUAAAAAGCGGCAGGCAGGCAGCGUGAUGUUGUUACGCUUGGUGGCGUGAGUAGCGGAAGAGCCAAGGUAAAAACGCAGGUGGUGGUGGCGAUGUCGUUUUUGUGUUGGCGCAGCUCGCUGGGCCGGUCACUCAGUCAGUCGGUGGAUCGCACGAGCAGCACCUCUCACUCGCGGACUCACAGCUCACGUUUGCCAACGCACCCGAACAUGAGUGAUUAGCAUCAGCCGCACAGCAAAUCGAAGCAGUGAGUGAAACUGUCCACACGGUUUUGCACCGAAGAGAAUCUGAAUCUGCCGCUCGCUGGUCGUCUGCGUGCCACACGGGUGCACAGCGGACACUGUUGAGCGCAAGCAAGCCAGAGGAAGACGCAGUUGUUUGUUUCGCACAUGAGCCUUGAAAAUUGAUCGUCCUGGCCUCAUCACUAGAACCGCCUUUUCUGCCCCCAGCACCUGCGAUUCAGAGUUUCACGUCGAGCGGUGCGAGCAACCCCGCGGCUGGUGGCACCGCACUCAAGCGCAGCAGCAUCUUCAGCAGCCCCCCGGCGUCGGCCAGCACCUUUUUCACGACGGCGGCCACCAUAGUGUCCUCGGACAAGAGCGGUCUGUUGCACCAGCACCAGUUGGCGCCGUCGCCGGACGCCGUGUCCAAGAAGCAGCGCCUCGCCUCGUACGCGUCGGACGGCCUCGACGACUCCAGCUCGACGCCCUCGCCCCACGCAGCCAUGGACGCGCCCGUCGCCAACGCCACCAACGCGCUCUCCCAGAGCAUGGACUCCGUCAACACGACGCAGGCUGAGGAGGAGGUCCGAACUUUGUUCGUCAGCGGCUUGCCAAUGGACGCCAAGCCCAGGGAGUUGUACUUACUUUUCCGUGCCUAUGAGGGUUACGAGGGUUCAUUGCUCAAAGUCACAAGCAAAAACGGGAAAACAGCGUCGCCUGUUGGUUUUGUAACAUUUAGCACAAGGGCAGGGGCAGAGGCAGCGAAACAAGAUUUACAGCAAGGGGUACGUUUCGACCCAGACAUGCCUCAGACGAUUCGACUCGAAUUCGCCAAGAGCAACACCAAAGUCUCAAAACCAAAGCAGCAGCCGGGCUCUGUUGGCUCCGGCCCCGGAGGUCUCGGCGGCCCAGGCAACAACAAUGCCAACUCAGCGGCGGCUGCGGCGGCCGCAGCUGCGGCCGCCUCGGCACACCAAAGCCUCAUGUUGCCUGGACGUGAGUAUUUUGAAAGUCCACUCUUUCGGCGACCAAUGCAUAAAUCACUAGGAGGCCCCUUCUUCACCACCGCGGGCCCCGAGUUGUGGCCGCACCCUCUCGCGUAUUCGGCAGCGGCCGCAGCGGCAGCCGCCGCAGAGCUGCCAGGCGCGGCCGCACUUCAACACGCAGCCACCCUGGUGCACCCUGCACUGCACCCUCAGCAACCGCUUUCGAUUCCACAUCCAACGGCAGCCCUGAGUUCGAUGCACGCAAAUUCCCUGCCCCAUUUUCUGCCCUCGCCAGCUCUUGCCUCCCCCGUGGGCUCCACGUGCUCCCAACCGGGUGCUAAUAACGGCCCGGCGCAAUGCAACACAGGCAACAACGCACCCUGCUCGACCCUCUUUGUCGCCAACCUCGGCCAGUUCGUCUCUGAACACGAACUCAAGGAAAUCUUUGGAAGCUUCCCUGGGUUCAGUCGCCUGCGGAUGCACGCCAAAGGUGGAUCGCCGGUGGCCUUCGUCGAGUACGGCGACCUGAAGUGCGCGUCGCAGGCCAUGGCGGCUCUGCAAGGCUCAUUUCUCAUCUCGUCCGACCGAGGGGCCAUGCGUAUCGAGUACGCGAAGACCAAAAUGGCUGAGGGAGGUGUUAAGAUCGAAGAGUUUGGUCAUCUCAUCUGAAAUAAUCCAAGCGAUAUCAAAAUAACCAACGGUGCCCUUCUUGAAUUUCCUGCGCCCUGAGCAGCAGCAACUCGUCUUUUAGACCUGCAGCAGCAAUACGCAUUCAAAUAGUUACAAGAGAAAAAGCAAACGCGCGCGUAAAAUUACUACUUAAUAUGUAAAAUAGCUGUGUAAAAGUCGCGUCUCUCGAUCUGAGCCCUUUCUGAUAGAACUACAUUUGAAAACAAAAGGCAGCAAAAUUGAUUCCCUUCAAAAACUGAGGAUAUAACCACAUGUGAUGAUGACAGAGAGCGGUUGAUUGAUUGAUUGUGAUCGUUAUUUUUCCAUCCUUGAUUGCAUUUAGUACCAAAAGAACGCACAUUCCACAAUUGAGAAAAAAGUCAACUAUAUAUUUACUCAACUUCGCAGCCGUAAGUUUAGAUAAUGAACAACCGUCUGUCAUCGAUUUUUGUUUAUCUAUACAUACAAGUUCACCAAAGAAUCGGAUUUUUCAUCUGUAAUUAUAAUUAAUUAUUGCCUUUCUCACCCCUCUGGUGUUGAUAGUUAAAAUAAUUACGCAGACUAUUGACAAUCCACACAAAGAGACGAAACAUAUCCAGAAAAAAAGAGGAGAAAAUAAUAACGAAACAUAUCAGAAAUAUCUGUCCUGUUGGAAUUUUAAACAUGCCUUUUGAUGCUUAAUUAUCGACGGAAAAAUAUUGACUUUGAAAAACGAGACGCACCAGGUGCGCCCGACACUAUUCCUUAAUUUUAAAUUUUAAUCUCUGGACUAUUUUCAAGCCUUUUGUUUGUUACGGUCUUGUGUGUGUUAUUUUAUUUUUUUAAGUGAGAUGUUUGUAUUUGAAUUAUUUGAGAAAAAAAAAGGAAUCUUUUUCAGUUCCAAAAAUUAAUCUGAGUGAUUUUUAUAUACACUCAAAAGGGUACACAACUCACUCGACGAUGUGGUAGUUAAACAAAGUAAGCGAAUGUGGCUUAAUGAUACAUAUCGAAUAUUUAAAACCUUGUGACUUAAAAUUUUGAGAUCGACAAACAAACAAAAAUUGUGUAAGUUAUUAAAAAGCGUAACGUUACAAAUAAAGAAAGAAAGUUCAGACCGGUAAUGGCGGGAAAUUUGGUUGAUUUU
This is a messenger RNA of Neocloeon triangulifer, 3012 nucleotides long. RefSeq names its product protein couch potato (gene cpo). Gene Ontology annotation, molecular function: mRNA binding. Lineage: Eukaryota; Metazoa; Arthropoda; Insecta; Ephemeroptera; Baetidae. Bases 738 to 1889 code for a protein of 383 amino acids. The transcript is spliced from 11 exons. The record is from RefSeq and is a predicted model, not a curated record.